CUUUCCCCAACACAAAUAAUGUCAUGUGCGUGCAUUAAAAGCCUUCCUUGUCGUUUUGUACAGCGCUCGAAACAAACGAGCUAUCAUAAGGAGUGGAGUUAAUUUAAAUGUCGAAUCACGUGAUGAAUUCAUUGUUGGCGUUUUGACAGCCAUUGAAUUGCUUGAUUCUGGGUUUUAUUCGAAGACCAGUGUGCGAAUAAGGGCAUCAUGGACGACGCCGAGUAUAUGGAUAUCGAUGGGCCUGACUUCAUCAACGAAGUCAACCAAGAAAUCGCCAGUUAUCGUGCUGAACAGCGUGGUACACUGGCGGACGAACAUCGUUUUUCCAAUGCUCAGUCGUUGGAAGCAGACCAAGCUAUUCACCAGUACUAUCAGUACUACGCUACGCAAUCAUGGACACCUGAAUCGUACAGUCAUGUCGUGGUAUUGGAUACCAAUUUCUUAAUUUCGCAUUUGGGUUUCUUAAAGGUGGUUCUCGACCUUGCUGAUCAAUAUCCUGAUCGACUCGUACUGGUGGUCCCGUGGGUCGUAGUCACCGAGCUUGACGGUCUCAAGGGCCAUUAUAAACCUCAGCGCAGUAAAGGCGUGGAUAUCGGCAAUUUGGGCGACCUUGCUCGGAAAGCCAUGCGAUUUCUCGAAUCCACUCUGCGUGAUAAGCACAAAGGACUGCGAGGACAAAAAAAAUUCGAAAUCUACGACGCCACAGCAGAUCUGAUCUUGGGAGAUGACAAGAUUCUUGAUUGUUGUAUGUAUUUUCAAGAAUGUUUAAACAAACAAGUCACUCUUUUUACAAACGAUCGUAAUCUGGCUAUCAAGGCUAUGAUCCAUCACAUUUCAGCAUUAUCCGCUGAAUCCAAACCGCGCAUGGCUCAAUUCCUCAACAGCAUCACUAAUAUGACAUCGAUUCACUCCCCGAAACCACCCAAGUUCCUUCCUCGUCAACUUCCGCCGCCUGCAUUGAUCUCGGAAAGAGCUGCCCGAUCGGUUCCCCAAAUGGCACAGACGAUGGAAUUAGAUCCCUAUGCGAUACCAUCGUAUUCGGCUCCGAAUACGUCAACAGAUUCAGAUUUCGACAUGGAUAUUGACGAUGAGUAUGUACCACCCGUGAAACCUCCCACCCAACCCAAACCCAAACCUAAACCUAAACCGAAAUCGUCGCCACAAUCCUUCACCGAUCUUUGGGCGUCCGUUCACGCGCCCCCUAACUACCGCACCGCUUUCCGUACAGCACGAGAUUCAUAUUCGGAACCCUUGGACAGUGAAUACGCAAGUUACUUGGGAUCCCAAUCCGAAUUAAGAGCACCAACGAAAGAAUAUCAACCACCGGAUCCAUCCGCAUGGUCUAGCAAACCAAAAGAUCCAAUAGGCAAAAUCAUGGAUCGAUCCAUAUGGUCCUCGAAAUAUGCCCCUCAUUCAUGAAUUCCCCUCUCUCCCGAUUUAUGCUCGUCAUUUCUCAUACCUAUUCACAAUCCAUUUGUCCGUAAUUUUAUUGAUUUCCCAUUGUGCCAUCCAGUCGGAUUCUUUCAUAACCACAGCUAUGUAUUGAACUUGUGUAUCUUUCUCCGAUAAUACCCUUCCCCUGGAAAUGUAUGUUAGUCGUCAUGUAUUGCUUUUAGCGCAACUUAUAAUUUAUAAAUGGCAUGGCAAGAAGGUCUGAUCUAAUUCACUGUAACUUGUCGACAAGUGAGCAAAC
Radiomyces spectabilis is the source of this 1693-nucleotide messenger RNA. Its product is annotated as PIN domain-containing protein. Gene Ontology annotation, cellular component: nucleus. Lineage: Eukaryota; Fungi; Mucoromycota; Mucoromycetes; Mucorales; Radiomycetaceae. The transcript has 6 exons. The record is from RefSeq and is a predicted model, not a curated record. The coding region runs from base 208 to 1419 and encodes 403 amino acids.